UCAUAACCACGUUGAGUGUAAAUUUUCUAAUUUUAAUAUCAAAAAUUUUAUUUUAUAUUUUCAAAAUUUUUUUUCGGGAGUGUUCGAAAUUCAUAAAAUCGCGAUCAUUUUAUUCUUUAUAUAUAAGAAAAAGUUAUAUUGCAAAAGUGUACGAAAUAUUUUAAAUCGUGUGUGUUUCCGAAAGACAUCAGCACGGCGAAAAUAUAUACGACAUACAUCUGUUGCUGAAUAUAAGUUAUUAGAUCGAUGAGAGCCUAUCUUCAAGGUGCUUUAGAAUCGAAGGAUGAACGUUAAGAGCUGUCAUUAUAAAGAGUAUAUAGCUUUGAAAAUCGGUCUUUGAGACGACCAAACACAGAGGGAGGGGGAAUUAAUGAUCUCCUUAAUGAUUUAAAACAUGUCAUCGAAUGAGCAUUCGUCCAAUUUGAGAAAUUCAACAAACAUGCUUGACGAGACAAAAAAUGUAGUAGCAGAAAAUUCCAAAUUAAAUAGUGAUAGCGACUGUAGACUUCCUAGUGACACUGAUGCUGCAAAUUCUGAAACAGUGACAACGACAACAAAGAAUGCAUUAAUAAGUUCACAAUUAGGACCAUGUGAAACUUACCCACACAAACUAAAGGUUUCCAUCAUUGGUGCCGGAAACGUGGGAAUGGCUUGUGCCAUUGCUAUUUUGAUGAGGAGAAUAGCGAGUGAGAUUGUUUUGGUGGACAAGCAUGAGAAGGUUAAGGCUGAGGCUGAGGACAUAAGACAUGCUAGUAUCUUCCUAGGAAAUCCUUUAGUUAUCGGGGCCAAAGAUAUCUCAAUGAUUAAAGAAUCAGGAGUGGUGAUUAUCGCGGUAGGCGAUCCGGCGCCAGGAGACGAGCCAAAUAUAGAAAAAAAUUUGAAAAUAUUCGAAAAAAUUAUACCAGGAGUUGCAAAAUGGUGUCCAAAAUGUGUGAUUGUAGUGGUAACACAACCAAUUGAUAUUAUGUCCUAUGUUGCAUGGAAACUGGCAAAAUUUCCAUCCAAUCAAGUUCUUGGAACUGGAACUCUAAUAGACAGUGUCAGAUUUCAAUAUUAUUUGGCCCAAAAAUUUGGCCUAGCAAAUAAUUCAAUUAGCUGUAUGAAUAUUGGGGCCCAAGGAGUGCAAUCUGUUCCUGUGUGGUCGAGCGUUAAUGUAGCCGGUAUGAAGCUGCGGGACAUUAAUCCCAAGAUGGGUGAAAAGAAUGACCCUGAAAAAUGGUACGAGAUCGGCACCACAGUGAAUGAGUGUGGCAAUACACUUAAUCAACAAAAGGGUUCUAAAGGACCAAAUUCAUGGGCUUUGGGUUUCUGCACUGCUGAAAUUGUCGAUGCCAUUCUCCGAAAUACAAGAGUCGUACUUCCGGUUUCUACUCAUAUUAAGAGUUGCGCUCAUGGAACUGACAAGGAUAUUUUUAUGUCAAUACCUUGCGUGAUUGGAAAAGAGGGAAUUCUUCAAACUGUAAAGCAAAAAUUAUCGGACGAGGAAAAAAAUGCGUUACAAAAUUGUGCCGAUGGAAUUCGCUCCACUAUCAGAGAAUGUGGAAUUCUAAAAGAAGUCCAAGAAGACAUUGAUAAGGAACAAACAGAGGGAUAUGGUUAUGCUGGUAUUGCUUCUGCAAUUGCUAUAUUAUUCAAGUUAGAGAAUAAUAUGAUAAAGUUCAAGUGCCGUUGUUCGCGAGGAAGUUUGUCGGAGCACAUCAACGAGAUAAUUGCAAAAUACGAGUGCCCUGAAAGUUGUUCCCGACCAAUCAUACCCUCAUUACCAGCACCUCCAAGCAAAACCACUAUCACGUGUCCUUUUUCUCUACGCUUGCCACCGUCCCACAAACCCCUGAAUGGAAUUUGUAGCCUCAAGUCAUCGUCAAUGAAAAUUGUACUAUGCCCAGCAUCAUCAUCGUCAUCGUCGUUGUCUCGUCUAAAAGGAGUAUUUUCACUCAAGUCAACUUGUUCAUUUAAUCGCUUCAAGCCUUCCUCAUCAUCAACAAGACUCGCCUCCGAACUAAUAAUUAUUGACGUGAAUGAAAAUUUAGCAAAAGCGGAAGCUGAAGAUUUGGCACAUGCUGGAGCAUUUAUCGGCAAUCCAAAAAUUAUUGGCACUAAAGAUUAUAGUUUAGCAAGAGAUGCAACUGUUUGUGUGAUUACUGCAGGAAAAAGAAAAGAAAAAGGUCAAAAUCCAAAUGAUUUGAUUGAAGAGAAUUUUGAAAUUUUCAAAUCUUUGAUACCAAAUGUUUGUAAAUAUGCACCAAAUAGUGUUCUUGUUAUUGUUACUACUCCCGUCGAUAUUUUGUCGUAUGCUGCAAUGAAAUUUUCCGGAUUUCCACCAAAUCGUGUUAUUGGUCUCGGGACAUUUUUGGAAAGUUGUCGAUUUCAAUUUUUCAUUGCACAAGAAUUGGGCAUAUCAAUAAAUUCCGUUCAAGCAUUAAUUAUAGGGGAAAACAGUCCAACUUGUGUGCCCGUUUGGUCAGCGGUUACUGUAAUGGGAGUCAAAUUGAAAGACAUCAAUAAAGAAAUUGGAACGAACCAAGAUCCCGAGGCAUGGAAUAAGAUUCACGAAAAAGUGAUUGGCACAACUGACCAAUUGUUGGAAAAAAAAGGUUAUUCCAAUUGGAGUGUUGGAAUUUGCGUUGGGGAAAUUGUCGACGCCAUUGUACGAAACACUUGCAUUUGCAUUACCGUGUCGGUAUUUCUAAAGGGUUGUCGACAUGGAUUUGAAAAAGAUAUCUUCAUGUCUUUACCCUGUGUGGUUGGACGAAAUGGAAUUCAAUCGUACAUUCGUCAACUUUAUACACCUGAAGAACAAGAACUGAUGACAAAAUCCGGUCGUUCAAUUUACGAGGCUCAAAAACGCAUAAUGGACAAACUUGAAUAAAAAUAUUUUUCAUUUACACUUCAAUAAUUUUUUAUAAAUAAAUUAAUAAAUAAAGUACAAUGA
Messenger RNA from Leptopilina boulardi, 2932 nucleotides. RefSeq lists its product as uncharacterized. Lineage: Eukaryota; Metazoa; Arthropoda; Insecta; Hymenoptera; Figitidae. Gene Ontology annotation, biological process: carboxylic acid metabolic process. Gene Ontology annotation, molecular function: oxidoreductase activity, acting on the CH-OH group of donors, NAD or NADP as acceptor. The coding region runs from base 395 to 2869 and encodes 824 amino acids. The record is from RefSeq and is a predicted model, not a curated record. The transcript has 15 exons.